AUGUGUGGCUCAAGUACGGGCAGAAGGAACUGUCUGGCGGAAUCUAUACGCGGUAAGAGCAGGUUGAGCCAGUACGAUAGGUUAGAACCAGGUGAAUCACUAGUGCUUCAGACUGGUUCGUUCUCACCGACACCCUUGCAAGCAACGGGCUACGUGUGGCUCAAGUACGGGCAGAAAGAGCUGUCUGGCGGAGUGUACACGCGGCACCACCUCUGCUGCGCACAGAGGGACUCAUCGCUCGAGUGCCAUGCCAACUACUGCGCACUAGGGGCGAAUCGUGGACUUCUACUAGAUUGCGUCCGUGUCUCUCCCUUCGGACCUCCACCUCCUCCCUCCUUCCCACAUUUCCCACCUCUCCGCCCUCCCUCUCUCCUUCCCCCUUCUCCCUGUCCUUCUCCCUCCCCUCUCCCUCGCCCCUACCACCUCCCUCCCACUCCACCCCCCUUUACACCCCCCAGGCACUACUUUUUCUGCGCACAGAGGGACUCAUCGCACAAGCACUACUUCUGCUGCGCACAGAGGGACUCAUCGCACGAGUGCCAGGCCAAGCGCAUCGUCGACUUCAACAAAAUCGCCUCUGACGGCCCGCACUACUUCUGCUGCGCACAGAGGGACUCAUCACACGAGUGCCAGGCCAAGCGCAUCGUCGACUUUAACAAGAUCGCCUCAGACGGGCCUCUGGGCCUCUCAUACGUUGGAGAGCACAACCACCCGCCGCUGCUGCACAGCGAACCCUUCACCCUCAACCCCUCGCACCCCACGCAUCCUUCGCAGCCCACCACUCCUACCACUCCGACAAUUCUCGGGGCGCCGCAACUAUCAUCCAUGCCCGCGGCACCCAUGGCAGGAGGUGCAGGUGGCGAUGCGUCCAGAUGCGCUGCAUCUAACGAGACAAUUCUUGGGGCGCCUCAAUCAUCGUCCAUGGCCAUGGCACCCAUGGCAGGAGGUGCAGGAGGCGAUGCGUCCAGAUGCGCUGCAUCUAACAAGACGAUUCUUGGGGCGCCUCAAUCAUCGUCCAUGGCCAUGGCACCCAUGGCAGGAGGUGCAGGUGGCGAUGCGUCUAGAUUAAAUGCAUCUGCGUUGGGGCUGCAUGGUGGGUCAAGUUUAAGGCCGGACGGUGGCACAUCAGGGGCGGUGGAGCAACAAGUGCAAGGGAUGAUGGGCGCCGCGCAAGCGUACGGCUUGUGGGCACAGACUGCAGCAGUGGCCGCAACAGGAGCAGCAGUGGCCGCAGCAGCAGCAGUAGCAGCAGCAGCAGCAGCAGCAGCAGCAGCAGCAGCAGCAGCAGCAGCAGCAGCAGCAGCAGCAGCAGCAGCAGCAGCAGCAGCAGCAGCAGCAGCAGCAGCAGCAGCAGCAGCAGCAGCAGCAGCAGCAGCAGCAGCAGCAGCAGCAGCAGCAGCAGCAGCAGCAGCAGCAGCAGCAGCCGCCGCAGCAGCAGCAACAGCCUUGGCAGCAGAAUCAACCCUUCUCCACCCUCCCUCAUCCCAGCAGAAGCCAAUCCUUCCACGAAAGUUCCUAUUCAACCACCCCAUUGUCAUCCCCUCCCACGCGGACCUCCACUCCCCUCCCACCUCCACCGUACUCAAAACCAACCGCCCCACGUUCCCUCACCCCUCCAGCAGCAGCAGCAGUAGCAACAAGCGAGGGGGCCUUUCAGGUUCAGCUAAUGUCCGACCCAUCCGUUCCCUUCCCUGCUGCACCGUCUUCAGGAGAGCCAAGAGCGGGUGCAGCAGCAGUGCUGCCAGUAAAGCAAGAAGGCACAACCAGCACUGGCAGCAGCAUGGGUGGGGUGUCACUGGUGCAAGAGGUGGUGGGUGGUGGUUUGAACAGCAGCAGUAUCCCAGGGGUGCCUCUGAUGCAAGAAAUGGUGGGAGGUGGUGGUAUGCAGGGAGCGUCUCUGGCACAAGGCAUGGAUGGUGGUGUCUCGGGAGGGUCUUUGCUGCAAGGGAUCAUGGGUGGGCUUUCCAGCGGUCCAGGCCUUCCCAACCUUCCUGUGGUUCAUAG
Messenger RNA from Closterium sp. NIES-65, 2004 nucleotides. The record is from the annotation of a GenBank genome assembly. Lineage: Eukaryota; Viridiplantae; Streptophyta; Zygnematophyceae; Desmidiales; Closteriaceae.